This is a messenger RNA of Drosophila novamexicana, 3921 nucleotides long. It is a transcript of the gene Zdhhc8, whose product is annotated as palmitoyltransferase app. The record is from RefSeq and is a predicted model, not a curated record. Gene Ontology annotation, molecular function: palmitoyltransferase activity. Bases 789 to 3641 code for a protein of 950 amino acids. The transcript has 10 exons. Gene Ontology annotation, biological process: protein palmitoylation. NCBI's taxonomy places the organism in Eukaryota, Metazoa, Arthropoda, Insecta, Diptera, Drosophilidae.
AGAAAAAACGCAAACGAAACGAAAGAACGCAAGGUGGGAACCAAGAACAUCGAACGACAGCAAAACGGGUGACAGGCGCGACAAGAAAGACAAGAAAAACAGGAGUACUAACGGCAUACAAAUAUACUAAAAGGGCGAAGACGGCAACGAAAACAACAACAACAAUAACAACAGCAGCAGCAACAACAACGAUGUUAGCUAACGCCAAGAACAAACAAUUCAAAUAGUUUUCAUUUGGAUAAAGCAAAAAUCGCGUUUGCCGCUUGCCCCGCCGCCACGCUGUGUAUAUGUGUGCGUGUGGGUGUAGGUGCCUGUAUGUGUGCGUGCGAGCGUGUGUGUGUGUGUGACGAUGUGUUUUUAUAACACCGCCUAAUUCGCAGCCAGCAACAACACAACGCUAGCAAAUUAUAACAGUAAGAAGCUGCAGCUGAAGCUGGAAAAACAACACCAACAGCAGCAACUACAACAAUCGCUCACUUGAUCCCAUUUCACGCGUCGCCUCGCCUCGUCUCGCCUCUACGUCUCUUAUGUUGUUUUCUGUCUGUCGCACUUGCAGUUGCACACGAUCCGGCAUCGCUACGUCAUCGUCAUCGUCAUCGAGCUAUCAACCUAUCGACUAUUGCAUCGGCAGUCAUCAGCAUCAUCAUUAUCACCAUCAUCAUCACCGCCAUCAUCAUUAUCAUUAUCAUCAUCGUCACAAGCUCCAAAACGGCGACAACAACUGACGUUGCACCAACACCAACAACAACAACAGCAACAACAGCAACAGCAAGAAAAGCAGCAACACAAUGCCCAAAUGCGAUGUGAAAACCCGUUACAUUCCGGCGACUUUCGCAUGGAUUGUGCUGCUACUUACAACAUUUCUCUUCUUCUUUUAUCCCUGCCAAUACUAUGUAAAGAGUCAUCCAUGGGUGCUGGCCUAUCAGGGCGUCAUCACGUUCUUUGUGCUGGCAAACUUUACGUUGGCCACAUUUAUGGAUCCGGGCAUUAUACCCAAAGCCUCGCCCGACGAAGACUGCGAGGAGGAGUUCCGCGCACCGCUCUACAAGAAUGCCGAGAUAAACGGCAUUACAGUUAAAAUGAAAUGGUGCGUUACCUGCAAGUUUUAUCGCCCGCCCCGCUGCUCCCACUGCUCAGUGUGCAAUCACUGCAUAGAGACAUUCGAUCAUCACUGUCCCUGGGUAAACAAUUGCAUUGGCAGGCGCAAUUAUAGGUUCUUCUUCUUCUUUCUCGUAUCACUCUCCAUCCAUAUGCUGAGCAUAUUCUCGCUUUGCCUGUUCUACGUGCUCAAAAUCAUGCCCAACAUUAAACAGACGGCGCCCAUUGUCGCCAUGAUACUGAUGGGCCUUGUCACUGUACUGGCGAUACCGAUAUUCGGGUUAACGGGCUUCCACAUGGUGCUGGUAUCGCGGGGUCGCACCACCAACGAACAGGUGACUGGCAAGUUCAAGGGCGGCUACAAUCCGUUCUCGCGCGGCUGUUGGCACAACUGCUGUUACACUCAGUUUGGACCACAGUAUCCCAGUCUUCUGAAGCCGAAGAAGUACGCAUCGCGACGAUCUCAGACGCAAAAUCAAGCAAUAAGCACUAUAUGCAACGAUCGGACCAAUCAACAGACCAAUGCCGGUAGCGGUAGCGGAGCCGGAGCCGGUGGCAAUGGCAGUACAGCCGGCGGCGUCGGCAGUGGAAUGCGCGGCACCUCGGUACAAUAUUCACCCCGCUCCUACUACGAGUCGAGUCGGGAGAAGCGUGGAAUUCAGGUAAAGACUUAUAUGGCCGAGGGCAAUGGUUAUAAUCAGCGGUCGGGCAGCACAACGCUUUAUAGUAAGCUGUCGCCGGGACGGGAGUGCUCCGAUACGGACCUUGAGCCGCCGCCCGCCUCACAGAGUCAAGACUGCGAGCCGACUCCGCCGCUGCAACGGCACAACUCGACCAACUUCUACCUGCCUCAGGUGAGCGACACCGCGCCCGGCAUCAAUAUGAGCACCAUGAACAAUGGCAAUAUUGCUAGCGGCGCAGGUGGUGUCCCCAACUCAUCGCAGACUGGCGGCGGUGGCGACUCACCGCGUCACCUGCGCAUCUAUCAUCCACGUCACAGUCCGCACGCGCGAACCAGGGGCCUGGAUCCGCAGCGCGGCUACACGAGCGAUGCGCUCUCGCCGGACCAACCGGGCGGUGGCUAUGUCGUUAAUGGUCAGCAGGGCAUAUCAGUAGCACAAAGCCAGCGCGGUGGUACCACAACGGCCACGCCCACCAUGCAACAACGAAUCAAGCCACUGGGCGUGGCCACGCCACUCGUCAUCGCCAGUCCAGUGAGAAGAUCCAAUCCGGGUACACCCACGCAGCCACGACGUCCCGACUUCAUAGGCCUGAAUGCGCAGGCGGCACAGCAGCAACAACAACAGCAGCAGCAGCACCAGCAGCAGGCGGCCGCAGCGGCAGCUGCCUACUAUGAGUACACCAGCGGCCUGCCGCCGCAGCAUCCACAGGCACCAACGAUUCAACAUCAGCAACAGCUGCUGCUACAACAGCAGCGUGUUAUGCUGCAGCAUCAGCAACAGCAGCAGCAACAAGCGCUGCAGCAGCAGCAGCAAUCGCUGGCGCAGGCUGCCUAUGGCGGCAGCCCACAGCGUCGCUUUCUGUCUGAGGGCGAGCUAGUGCGACAGGGCGCUGGCGGGGAGCUCUCCUAUGCGCGUUCCAACAACACGGUGGACAACAUACGCGAACUGGCUGGCAGUCCGCAGCGCGGCGUCUACAUGUGGAAGGACACAUCGCCCGGCUUUGGUGGUGGCGGCGGCCCGGCUGCUGUCAGCAUUGGCAGCAGUGCUGGCACACUGCCAAACAGCAGUAAUACGUCUGGCAUUAUGCAGCAUGCUCAGUACAUAACAGCCGGCGGUAGCACCCAUCCACUCAUCAUGACCCACUCACGGUUGCAGGACUAUGCCAACCAACAGCAACAGCAGCAGCAUCAACAACAACAGCAACAAGCAGCUGUUGCAGCCGCUGCUGCAGCGGCAGCAGCUGCCUCAUAUCAUCGCUCCAAUCCCACAAGCCCUACGACCAUGCCGCAAACGUCCGCUGCACAAAGCUACAUUCUGCGCUAUGGCGGCGGUGGUGGCGGCGGCGGUGGUGGUGGUGGUGGUGGUGCAGCUGCAGCUUCGGGUAGCAGCGGUAGCAUUGCCAAUGUGCCAGCUUCCAGCAAUGCCAGCUCCGGAUCUGGCGGCUAUCAGCCGCAGCUGCGCGGCGGCGUUCCAGUUUUUCCGCCAAAUCCGCUGGCCGGCAUUAAUGUGAGCAACGCAUCUGGUGCACUGCAGCCGCAGCCAUCUCCACAGAUCAAGCGCAAGCAGACGCCGACGAGGCCAAUGAGCUUUGUGCGCGCCCUGGAAAUGACCGACUCCAUGGAGAUGCAGACACUUGAGCAGCAGCAAGCGGCAGUGGCGGCUGCAACCAUGGCGCGCAACAAUGGCGGUCUGCCCAGCGGCGUACCAACGAGCCUGGCACAACAGAAUGCGGCAGCUGCAGCCGCGGCAGCAGCUGUUGGACGUAAUGCGGCAGCAGCGGCAGCCGCGGCUGCGGCAAAUGCCAGUGGCACACCGGAUCGCGCGAGCAUCUACGAUAUGAACUACGAGAUCUCCGUAUAACCCGUGGUUGUGCCCGUCGUCGUAAUGCCACCCGCCUCAGUAACAGCAGCCAGCAGUGCAGUCGCCACGGCAACGGCGACGACCGCCUUCUACGCGCAGCAACAACAACUGCAACGCGCCAUAUUAAGCAAUGGGGCAGAGCCGGCGGCGUACGCUUCGGUGCCCAUACCCAUGCCCGUGUCCGUGCUGGUCGCCAAGCACAGCAACGGGAGCAACCAGAGCCACCUCAACAUCAGUAAGACGCCAAACAAGCGCAAGUUCUCCACGUUCUUCUGAAGCU